Zychaea mexicana is the source of this 1248-nucleotide messenger RNA. Its product is annotated as UDP-galactose transporter. NCBI's taxonomy places the organism in Eukaryota, Fungi, Mucoromycota, Mucoromycetes, Mucorales, Lichtheimiaceae. Gene Ontology annotation, cellular component: Golgi membrane. The transcript has 2 exons. Bases 116 to 1144 code for a protein of 342 amino acids. Gene Ontology annotation, molecular function: UDP-galactose transmembrane transporter activity. Gene Ontology annotation, biological process: pyrimidine nucleotide-sugar transmembrane transport. The record is from RefSeq and is a predicted model, not a curated record.
UGAAACAAUACCCACUUUUAUAGUAGCUGCUGCCGUUGCUCUAGUUGGAGGAAUACCUCUAAAAUACCUUUCACUGCUCAUCCUAGUGGUGCAGAACAGCGCGUUGAUUCUGGUCAUGCGGUAUACUCGGGCCAGUGUCCCUGAAGACGAACGAUACCUUGCUUCAACUGCAGUCAUCAUGAGCGAGGUUAUAAAGACACUGGUUUGUCUCGGUGUACUGUAUGGCGUACCACCGCCUCAUCGACGCUCAGCCUCUCGACUUUCUACGUUAUUACAUCACGAACUGAUUGUCAAAUGGCGAGAAUCAAGUAAGCUGGCGUUCCCUGCAGUACUGUAUCUGAUACAGAAUAAUUUGCAAUAUGUUGCAGCUACGAAUCUUGAUGCAGCCACAUUCCAGGUGACAUAUCAGCUCAAAAUCCUCACGACGGCGUUCUUCAGCGUAAUGAUCUUGCACAAGCCUUUGACACGGCUCAAAUGGGCCGCACUUGCGCUCUUGACUGUCGGAAUUGCAUUGGUCGUCGUGCCCAAGGAUGCGGUAUCGCUGACGGGCAUUGCCAACUACUUUUCCUCGUCGUCGCAGGUCGUAUCAUCCUCGGUCACCGAAGAGAGUCUCGGCAAUCAAUCCAACGCACAAGGUUUCUUUGCAGUGUUGAUGGCCUGUGUCUUGUCUGGACUAGCAGGCGUUUACUUUGAAAAGAUCUUAAAGGCGCCGUCCAAACCAGCACAGCAAGAGGCAGCAAAUACAGACGUCGAGGGCAAAGUGAUUGUGGUGGAUGACGUGUUUCAAGAGGACUAUGCACAGAGCCAAUUGUGGGUUCGCAACAUCCAGAUGUCAUUCUUCUCGGUCCUGUUGGGCUUGGUCUUUGUGGUCUUGCUGCAGGAUGGCACGACGAUUGCCGAAAAGGGAUUCUUUGUCAACUACAACACGUUGACAUGGUGUGUGAUCGGUAUCCAGGCGUUCGGCGGGUUGAUCGUCGCACUGGUCGUCAAGUACGCCGACAACAUCCUUAAGGGCUUUGCAACGAGUAUCAGCAUCAUUUUGUCGAGCUUAUUAAGUGUUUGGCUGUUCAACUUCUCCAUCACCGGCACCUUUCUGCUCGGCGCCACUUUUGUCAUCUAUGCCACCUAUCUCUACGGCUUGUAAUACCCAAAACCCUCCCUCCAUCUCCUUCCCCUCUCAACAAAAACGCAUCUUUUUUCGAAGCCUCUCUUCCCCUUUUGUGUUUUCUUUUUGUGUGUUAUUGUUCC